AUGACCCAAACAAACGGCAUCGCCAACGGCUUCACCGCUAUUGCUGGGACCGAGAAAUGUCUCCCAACCGUCACCCCCGGAGAAACAUUCUGGCAAACCGAGAAAGAUGAGCUUCAUGAUCAUCGAUCGACGGAGCAGAUACCUGAGCACAGCGAUAUCGUUAUCAUUGGUGCUGGGUAUGCUGGCGUGGGUACUGCCUAUCAUCUUGUGAAGGACUAUAAUGCAAAGUCCGUCACCAUCUUAGAGGCACGGGGCGCUUGCUCUGGUGCAACCGGCAGAAAUGGCGGACACUGCAGACCUGAUCUCUAUGGCCAUAUUCCUACCUACAUGGAUCGAGCAGGAGCUCAAGCUGGUGCUGAGGUUGCUCAAUUCGAAAUUGCCAAUCUACGAGCACUGAAGAAAGUCAUCGAGCAGGAGAAAAUUGAUUGUGAUUUUACUUUGACUCGGUCAACCGAUGUUUGGUGUAAUGAGGAGUCCGCAAAGAAAGCAAAGGCUGUUUAUGACCGGAUGGUCGCCGAGAACCUCGAUUACAUGGAUGACGUCGUUUUCUAUACUGGUGACAGAAGUGAAGGGAUCUCCGGUGUCAAGGGUGCAAAGGCAUGUGCAAGCUUUACAGCUGGCACAAUGUGGCCUUAUAAAUUCAUCAUGCAUCUUGUCCGAUUAGUUGUCACAGCUGGCGUCAACCUCCAAACACAUACCCCCGUCACUUCCGUGGAACCAUGCCCGCAAGAACAAGGCGGCUUUACCAUUACCACACCCCGAGGAAAGAUGCACGCAGGAAAGGUUGUUUACGCCAACAACGCCUACGUGUCCGGCAUUCUCCCCCAAUAUAAGAAGAACAUUAUUCCCUGCAAAGGAAUUUGUUGUCGAAUCACCCUUCCUGAAUCCAAGGAAGCGGCACCCUUACUCACUAAUUCAUACAUCAACCGAACCGAUGAAAACGUCCUCUCAUACCUGAUUCCCCGUUCAGACGGCAGUAUCAUUGUUGGCGGUGCCGCGGCUGUCUUCCGGAAUGCCGAGCAUCAGUGGUAUGACAAUGUGGAUGAUAGUGUUCUGAUCGACGCUGCAAAGGACUAUUACAUCGACUACAUGCAGCGAACAUACCAUGGCUGGGAAGGCGCUAAGAUUGAUAAGCUCUGGUCCGGCGUUAUGGGAUACUCAUAUGACUCUAACCCGCAUAUUGGUUCGGUUCCUGGGGAAUCUGAUCAGUACAUUCUUGCUGGGUUCAACGGCCACGGCAUGCCUGUUAUUUGGUUGUCAUCGAAGGAGGUGGCCAAGAUGGUUAUGGAAAAUAUCUCAUUUGAGGAUACUAGUCUUCCUCGGCUGUUCCAAAGUACGCAGUUCCGUAUUGAUCGGGCAUUGAAUGGGAAGGAGGAGGAUGGUGAUAUCCUUGGAACUGGAAAGUCUGCUGCUACGAAGCCAUAA
Messenger RNA from Penicillium longicatenatum, 1425 nucleotides. Its product is annotated as NAD(P)/FAD-dependent oxidoreductase. Gene Ontology annotation, cellular component: cytoplasm. NCBI's taxonomy places the organism in Eukaryota, Fungi, Ascomycota, Eurotiomycetes, Eurotiales, Aspergillaceae. Gene Ontology annotation, molecular function: oxidoreductase activity. The coding region runs from base 1 to 1425 and encodes 474 amino acids. The transcript is spliced from 2 exons. The record is from RefSeq and is a predicted model, not a curated record.